This is a messenger RNA of Chaetomium strumarium, 1254 nucleotides long. RefSeq lists its product as uncharacterized. Gene Ontology annotation, cellular component: intracellular membrane-bounded organelle; cytosol; membrane. Gene Ontology annotation, molecular function: oxysterol binding. The record is from RefSeq and is a predicted model, not a curated record. NCBI's taxonomy places the organism in Eukaryota, Fungi, Ascomycota, Sordariomycetes, Sordariales, Chaetomiaceae. The transcript is spliced from 3 exons. The coding region runs from base 1 to 1254 and encodes 417 amino acids.
AUGGACUCUACAACAGCCCCGCAGCCGGCCGGCGGGAUGGGAGCCAGCUGGGGUGCUUUCCUCAAGUCGAUUGCGUCCUUCAACGGGGAUCUUUCCAGUCUCACGGCGCCGCCUUUCAUACUCUCAUCGACGAGCCUGACCGAAUUCAGUUCGUACUGGUGCGAGCACCCUUCCGUCUUCGCCGCCCCCGCCAAGGAAACCGACGCUGCCAAGAGAGCGCUCCUUGUGCUCAAGUGGUUCUUGACCACUCUCAAGCAGCAGUACGCUAGCAGGAGUGAGCAAUAUGGCAAUGAGAAGAAGCCGCUCAAUCCUUUCUUAGGCGAGCUCUUCCUCGGCAAGUGGGAGGACAACGCCGGAACCACGGAGUUGAUCAGUGAACAAGUUAGUCAUCAUCCGCCGGCUACUGCGUAUAACAUCACCAACAUCCCCAGCGGGGUCAGACUGGAGGGUUACAAUGCGCAGAAGGCGUCCUUCUCUAAGACAAUCAACAUCAAGCAGAUAGGGCACGCGGUGCUCACGGUUCCCGUGCCGUCCUCCGAGGAGCACGAUACUUUCUUGAUUACCUUGCCGGCUCUUCACAUUGAAGGUCUCAUCUUUGGGUCGCCUUUCAUCGAGUUGGAGGGCAGUUCGUACAUCACGUCGUCCACCGGCUUCACGGCAAAGAUUGACUACAGCGGCAAGGGAUGGCUUUCUGGAAAGAAAAACUCGUUUACUGCCGUUCUCUACGCUACCGGGAAGGAGAAGGAUGUGCUCUUUAACGUUUCGGGCCAGUGGACCAAGACUUUCGAGAUUCAUUCCGGCCCUACAAAGCACAACAGCAAAGACAACCUCCUCGAGACCUGGGACCCCGCCGAGUCGCCCGCCAGCCAACUCAUUGUUGCGCCGCUGGAGAAGCAACACCCGCUAGAAUCCAGGCGGGCGUGGGCCAAGGUGGCUGACGCGAUCGCCCAGGGCGAUCUCGACAGAGUCAGUCAGGAAAAGGGCAAAAUAGAGAAUGCUCAGCGCGAGAUGCGGGUCAAGGAGAGAGCUGAAGGACGCACGUGGCAACGGCGCUACUUCACCGCUCGGAACGAUUCUGCUGAUCCUGUUUUGACCAGCCUUGGUCCAGCUGUAAGCCUUGCGCAGGACGGCGAUGCCGACAAGACAGGCGGUCUAUGGCGAUUUGACGCAGCUAAGGCAGAGGCUGCACAUAACGAACCUGCACUGAGCGAUGAGGAUGCUGGCAAGCUGGCAAGGGAGCUGCUGGGACAAUGA